This is a messenger RNA of Blepharisma stoltei, 646 nucleotides long. The record is from the annotation of a GenBank genome assembly. Lineage: Eukaryota; Ciliophora; Heterotrichea; Heterotrichida; Blepharismidae.
AUGGAAGGUAAUUCUGAAUUCACCAAUAUAAAACGUAAUUACUACAAAAGUCAUCAUUAUAGGAGCUUCUGGAGUGGGAAAGACUGCACUUAUUCACAAAUUAACUGGUAAUGAAGAUAUUUUUCCAACAGUUGGGCUUGAGUAUACACCUUUUCAGGUAAAAAUGAAUAAUGAGAAAACUAUUUGUUUCCAAAUCUGAGAUAUGUCAGGAAAUGAAAAAUAUAAAGAUAUUACUACCCCGUAUUGGUAAUUUAGAUUAUUGAAAAGGCCUGAUUUUUGUUUGCUUGUGCUUGACUUAUCUUCUAGAAAAAGUUUUGAAGAGCUUGACAGAUGAUAUAAUUUAUUAAAAGAAAAUUCUGAAGGAAAUUUUACAAGCUAUUUAUUAGGAAAUAAAGCUGAUUUAGAGAGAGAAAUUUCAGAAGAAGAAAUAAAUGAAUGAGCAAGACCUAGAAAUAUUGAAUAUUUUGAAACUUCAGCUAUUUGAAAGAAAAACAAAAGCGAAGAAUUCCAGCUUGGAAUCGAGCCAAUUUUUCAGAAAAUUGGUCAAAACUGUCCAAAAAAUAACACCUACAAUGGACUUCCCUUAAAAAUAAUUAGACCACUUAAAACUUUACACCCUAGAAAACACAACUGCUUUUGCUGUUAA